UUUCCUGCUUUAAAAAGAGAAUUGUACGCACUAGAGUGCGACUAGUUGAAAAGAUUUCAUAAAUCAUCUGCUCCAGUUCAAGCUCUUUAACUUAAGAUUGAGAUCACGAGGUCUCUGGCUAUUUGAGUCAACCGCUAAAGAGGGCCUUGAGGCUGGAGUUUUUGAAAAAGAAUUACUGACGUGUUACAAUGGAAGCUGAAAUGGAACUCGAGGCUUAUUCCAAUUUAACUCCAGUUCAAAGUUUUUUCUACGGAAAAUCAAUUUUUCUUACAGGAGUAACUGGCUUAGUAGGAAAGGUUUUAUUAGAAAAAUUGCUACGAUGCUGUCCAGGGAUCAAAAAAAUCUACCUGUUGAUAAGAUCAAAGAAAAAUUUAAGCUCUCAUGAACGAUUGGAGAAGAUUUUCAAAACUGAGCUAUUUAGUAAAGUCAAAGAAGUUUACCCACAGUUCCGCAACAGCAUUUGUAUUGUUGAAGGAGACAUAACCAAAGAUCGACUUGGGCUAACUAUUGAAGACUUCGAAAAGGUUCAAGCCAAUGUUCAAAUUGUGAUGCAUUCUGCUGCAAGCGUCCAAUUUAACGAUCCCUUAAAAAUUGCAGUUGAACACAACUUGAUUGCAACGAAAACUGUCAUGAAGUUUUGCCAUGAGCUGCCAAGAAUUGAGGUUCUUGUGCAUUUAUCUACCGCAUAUGUUAAAAGAGAAAAGGAUGGAUCCGUUCUCGAAAGCGUACCGAAGUACAAAAUAAGCCCGAAGCAACUGCUGGAUGCACUUGAAUGGAUGGAUGAUAAAUGCGAAAAUGCAGUUUCUGAUUUCUUGUUGGACGGGGAACUUACAACUUAUUUGGUCACUAAGGCGUUCGCAGAAAUGGUUAUACAAGAAGAGCAUGGUAACAUCCCUGUGGCAAUAGUGCGACCUUGCUACGUUGGUCCUACUGCUCAAGACCCAUUUCCAGGUUGGGUUGACUCCAUCCAGGGUAUCUCUGGAUUACUUCUCGCAGGGGCCAAAGGUGUUCUUCGAACUCUGAAAAGUGUUGAUGACUUGAAAUUGAACAUAAUUCCUCUUGAUUAUGUAAUUAAUUCCGUUAUUGUAGGUGCUUGGUAUGUGGGAACAGAAAGACCUGCAGACGUAUAUGUCGCAAAUUGUGUGAUGGACUAUGACAAAUUACCAUUAGCCAACAAUGACAUUCUAAGCGUUGUCCUCAAAAAAAGAGAUGAAUACCCUUUAGUGAAUAUGUUCCGAUAUCCACAUUUCACCAUUUAUUACAACGAAAUUGCCUUUCAGUUGCACGCGCUCAUUGAUCAAUGGAUACCAGCUAUGAUUGUCGAUGCCAUUUUGUUUAUAUUCACUGGACAAACAAUUUUGGUCAAGAUUUAUAAGAAAAUCAAUUUUCUGUAUGGGAUUUUCUACAGAAUUGCAAAAAACAAAUGGAUAUGUCGGCUUGAAAACUAUAAUGCAAUGAAAAAAAGAUUGUCUGAAAAGGAUUCUGAGAUAUUUUUCUUAGACACUGACAGUUUUGAUUGGCAGCAAUACAUUGAUAAUUGUUUGCAAGGAGGAAGAAAGUUUUUGGCAAGGGAAGAUCCAUCCAACAUUCCAUAUGCUAAAAAGAAAGCCAAGUGUUGGUGGAUCGUAACAACGUUGCUGAAAUAUUGUUUUAUAUUAUUUGCAUUUUAUUAUAUAUUGUCUUGUUUUGGUAUAUUAAGCAAUGCAGAAGAAAGAAUGUAUACAAUACAUAAUUAAAUAGCUAUUUUUGUUGUUUUAUAAAUAAAAAUGUUUUUUUUAUCCUG
Molecule: messenger RNA, 1783 nt
Organism: Uloborus diversus
Lineage: Eukaryota; Metazoa; Arthropoda; Arachnida; Araneae; Uloboridae
Product: fatty acyl-CoA reductase 1-like
Exons: 14
Coding region: 189-1736 (515 amino acids)
Biological process (GO): long-chain fatty-acyl-CoA metabolic process
Cellular component (GO): peroxisome
Molecular function (GO): alcohol-forming very long-chain fatty acyl-CoA reductase (NADP+) activity
Source: RefSeq, a predicted model, not a curated record